Messenger RNA from Penicillium concentricum, 4272 nucleotides. RefSeq lists its product as uncharacterized. NCBI's taxonomy places the organism in Eukaryota, Fungi, Ascomycota, Eurotiomycetes, Eurotiales, Aspergillaceae. Gene Ontology annotation, biological process: intracellular transport. Bases 1 to 4272 code for a protein of 1423 amino acids. The transcript is spliced from 2 exons. The record is from RefSeq and is a predicted model, not a curated record.
AUGUUGAAACGUGGCGCUCAAGGCCCUCAGGGGUCCAAAGAUGACGACGGUUCCUUUGGGAUGGCCAGCACCCCCGAUGAAAAACCCCAUCGGGCGACGGCUGCCCAGUUAGCCAGCAGAAAAAUCAAGGAUGUCCGCAAACGCCGGGCUCCAACUCCCACAACAGGCGGAGGCGCAUCUGAUGCGGCUCCGUUCAACCCUUUCGCGUCCGUGGCCCCGGCCGCGGCACCAACACCCACCCAGUCGACUGGGUUCACAUUUGGUCAGACUCAGAGCCAGAGCUUUCCCGGCGCAAGCUCGGGGCCCAGCCAGGGUGGAAUGUUCUCGUCGGGCACUAACGGCCAGGCGGGUGGUCAGGCGUCAUUCAGCUUCGGGGCGGGCCCUACCUCAUUUGGAUCUGCACCGCCGAGCAAUCCUUUUGCUGUAAACACAUCAUUUGGGGGAAAUUCUCAGUCAAGCACGAAUGGAUUUAGCUUUGGGGGAUUCAAUGCCGGAAACCAGUCCACUCCAUCGUUCGGUGGAUUCGGAGCACAACCGAACACAAGCACUCCAGUAAAGCCCGCCCUAUUCGGGCAGUCUACGGCACAUAUGACCUCGCCUGCAGAUGACAGCAUGCAAACUUCGCCCGAUACCAAGCCCAAGGGAGCUUCCAUGUUUGCACCGAAGCCAGCCGCAGGCCCAUCAGCACUUGGCAAUUCAUUCUCGAACCUUUCAGGCCAGUCAGCCAGCAAUCCCUUUGCACCAAAGACAACUGCGCCUGAGAAACCAGCCGACAAGCCUGCGGAGACCCAGCCUUUCAACGCUCUUUUCGGAUCGACGCCCGCCGCUUCGAAGCCUUUGGAUGCAGAGAAACAGCAACCAACACCCAGCAAUCCAUUUGCGAACCUGUCAGGGCAGGCGCCAACCAGCACCACUAACCUGUUUGCCCCGAAGACAACUGCAGCGGAGCAAACUCCUGCAAAGCCUGCAGAGGCGGCAAAGCCUUUUGGUGGUCUUUUCGGGUCGACCUCCAGCUCUCAAUCAUCAGGGCCUGCUAGCAAUCUUUUUGCGCCCAAGCCAGCGGCAGAAGAACCAAAGGCGAGCAAUCCGUUUGCGACGCUGUCAGCGCCGAGUUCAUUUGGCGGUUUCUCCUCGCCGAAGGUUACUGGAACCGAAACUUCUGGAAAGGCUGCCGAGGCACAACCGUUCAUGUUUGGUACACCCGCAGCGAAGGUUUCAGAGACUGUAAAAGAGCAGACGGCUCCUCCAGCAUUUGGCAAUAUGUUCUCGCCGAAGCCUGCUGUUGAGAACGCGGCUGCGAAGCCUGCAGCGGACCAGCCGUUCAAGUCCAUGUUUGGUACACCUGCAGCGUCGAAGGCUUCGGACGCCGGAAAAGAAAAGACUGCUUCGCCAGCAUUUGGCAACAUGUUCUCGCCAAAGCCGGCUGCUGAUACAGCUGCAAAGCCUGCGGCGGACCAGCCGUUCAAGUCCAUGUUUGGAACAUCCGCGGCCACAAAGCCUGCAGAGGCUGAAAAGGAACCAUCAGCAGCGAGCAGUGUUUUCACACAGAAAGUGACAAGUGAAGAGCAAACUCCUGUGCCUGCAGAGACCUCACAAUUCGGCUCAAUGUUCGGGGCAUCCCCUACGCCAUCGAAGCUUGGGGAAGAAAAGACAACCCAGGCGACACCUAUCAAUCCAUUCGCGAACCUGUCAGGGCAGACCGCGUUCAGCAGCCCAUUCGCACCAAAGCCGACAGAGCAGGCUGCAACGCCCCAGGCACCGAGCACUUCUCUCUUUGGUGCAACUACAACAGUUGACAACAAUAAGCAGGAUAAGGACAAUAGCAUUGCACCUCUAAAGAGCUCAUUGACUAACCCAUUCACUGCUGGGCCUAAGGUGUCAACUGAACCUCAAACGGAAGGUGCGAGGAAAGGUCCUCAGGUGUCGUUCGCGCAGUCUUCGCACGACGAUAAAAGCCCAUCUUGUUUACCUUCUUCCUCUCCUCUCCCCUCCUCCUCCUCAACUUCUAUUGUUUCCAACACUUUUACUGCUUCAGACCCUGACAGUCUUUUCCCUCGACCUCCUGUAUCAAUUGACUAUUCUUUACCUAAAGAUCCUGACGACAUGCCGCUCAAACGUCUUUUCCCCGAGGAUCCGACGGGCGAGCUUGUAGCGCGAUCCAACCUUCUCAGGAAGAUUGGCGCCUUGACUGAGUCGUUCAAGCGUGAGAUCGCCAAAUGUGAUCCCAUGACUGAUGAUAUCGACGAAGUCCUCAUUCUUUAUGCUGAACUUCGCCGUGAGCUUGGUGUCCCCAUUGGGUUCAUCAACCCCGCUGAAGAAGCCAAACGCGCCGCCAUAAAUGAACGUGAUGCUGCCAAGGAAGCACCCGAUGGCUGCGCACCGCCUCGGAUCCCGACACCUCCAACCUUCGUGCCUCCUAGCUUCACCGAGAAACGCCCAGCAUCUUCCAACAAGCCUUCGGGCGGAUCUACUACUUCCUCCAAGUUCGCCCAGUCCUUCUCCGCUCCGGCUCCUGCUCCGGCAGCUACUUCUGUUGGCGCUUCUUCCGCCCCGGUUGCUGGUCCUUCGACUUCACCUGCGGCUCCCGUUUCUGCUGCUCCUGUCACCCCGACCCCUACUCCGGUGACCACUUCUGCUAGCGCUUCUCCCGCCCCGCUUGCUGGUCCUUCGACUCCGGCCGUGGCUCCUGUUUCUGCUACUCCUGUCGCCACCUCUGCUGUUGAAAUUCCCAAGCCCAAUGGUGUGGCCACUUCUGCUGCCCCUGCUUUCCAGAUCCCUAAGUUCAAUGGUGCAGUCACUUCAACCGCUGCCCCUGCUUUCCAAAUCCCUAAGUUCGAUGGUGCGGCCACUUCAACCGCACCCUCUGCUUUCCAAAUUCCCAAGUUUGGUCCAGCUCCUGGCGUCGAUUUUGCGGCCCAGUUUAAGUCUAAGUCGGACAAGACCCUAUCUGAUGCAAAGGCCAAGAGAAAGGCCGAGGAGUUUGACUCUGAUGAGGAGGACGAGGCGGAGUGGGAGCGCAAAGACGCGGAACGCCAACGCGAGAAGCAGGCUCAACUCGAAGCCGCAGCUAAAAAGCGUGCUGUUUUUGUUCCCGGCGAGGGUUUCAAGUUCGUUGAUGGUGAUGAUAACACUGCUCCACAGGCCGCUAAGGAGCCUGCUACGUCUGCCAACCCUGCUACCCCUCCUACCCCUGCACAGCACGUUGGGGGUACUAUCAAUCCUACCCCUCCCAUUUUUGCUCCCUUUAACGCUCCGUUGUCUGCUUCUGCUGGAGCAAACGGCGCCUCUAUGUCUUCCUCGCAAUAUCAACCCCCGUUCUCUAAAUCGUCUCCUGACUCGUCUGAAUUCUCAACUAUCGUCGGAACAGCCAAGCGUUCGCCUGCGGAUGCCGCACUCUUUGGGGGCAAGCCUGGAUCCCCGCCUCCUUUCUUUGGUGCAUACGGCGCAGGCCCUCCAAGCUCUUCGGUUUUCGGAGCGUCCAGUAGCCCAGUCCCAGCCUCUCAGAACAUUUUCGGCAAGCUCAAGCCGACCUCACCAAAACGCAAGGCCUCUGCGGAUGGAAGUGACGACAGUGAUGAUUCCCCCCCAAAGAAGGUGAAGGCCUCCGAGAACAUCUUCGGCGGGCCCAAGCCAUCGGAGAACAUCUUCGGUGGGCCCAAGCCGACCUCGCAGAACAUUUUCGGGCCCAAGCCAACCUCGCCGAAACGCAAAGCUUCUGCAGAUGAAAGUGACAAGGAUGAUUCCCUCACGAACAAGACGAAGCCGUCGCCUCCCCCUCCUUCUACAGGCGCCAGUAUGUUUGGACGGGUCUCCACUCCAGCACCGAUGGCUCCUUUGAGCAAUUCCUUCACACAGCCCGCCAUGGCCGCUCCUUCGGCCCCUCCCACCGGCACUGAUGACGAGGACGGCGAGCCUGGUGAAAUUUUCGAUCUGACAAAGGGCAAUGGCGGUGAAGAAGAAGAAACGGUUGUAUUCGAAGACAAAUCGCGGGUUUUCAAACUUGAAGCGGCUUGGUUGCCCAAAGGAACCGGUCCCGUCCGCCUUCUGAAGCACCCUGUCACUGGACGUGCGCGCAUCGUCGCCCGUGCCGAGCCAAGUGGAAAAGUCACCUUGAACAUUCUCCUGAAGAAAGAGUUCGACUACAAGCUCACCACUAACAGUGUUCAGUUCCUGGUGCCCGACGAGACUGGACAGCUCACACAUUGGGCAGUUCGGGUGAAGGGUGAGAGACUACGAGAGUUCCACAACCUUGUCAACGAGAUCAAGAACUAG